Nematostella vectensis (starlet sea anemone) is the source of this 2292-nucleotide messenger RNA. RefSeq lists its product as uncharacterized. The record is from RefSeq and is a predicted model, not a curated record. The coding region runs from base 130 to 1989 and encodes 619 amino acids. The transcript has 9 exons. NCBI's taxonomy places the organism in Eukaryota, Metazoa, Cnidaria, Anthozoa, Actiniaria, Edwardsiidae.
CUUUCUUUGGAGGUUGGGAUCGUGUAAUUUCAUGAAUAUUUUUCCAGAUCAGAAAAUUCUUCUUUUAUACUGACUUACUUUAUUUAACGACGAGCUUUUGUCGUAGGUAAAAAAUAACGUGUUCGACAGAUGUUUAAAAAGGGCAAGAAAAAGAAACAAGAAAAAGCAACAAAAGAAAAUGGCAAAAUAGCGGAUGGAAGUAAUGAGAGUAAAGCCUACACUAAAGGCGCGCCGAAGAACUCAUCCGACCAAACGGAUGGAUUUGACAAGGAUGGAUUUGUUGACCUUCAGCCCAUAGCCAGUAAUGUCACCAUCUUAGGGCCAAGGCAAAGCUGCAAGUAUGUUGGAACAUUUGCUGUAAUAUCAAGUGCAGAUGGGCGAAAAUCACUGCGUACACAUAAAGAACGAACAUCAUAUAUGAAAGAGCACCUUAAAAAUUAUAGGAGUACAACAAAUGGGGUGGCAGUUCUUGUACAAGUCUCUGACGAUGGAAUAAAAGUCCUCUCUUCUGAUGGAAAGAGAGUUCGAAUGGCCUACCCACUUCAAAGAAUCUCCUUUGCAACAUGUGAUCCAGACUUCUGCCUUUUUGCCUUUAUGACCAACAGCCCUUCACCUAUGGGCGUGACUGUACAUGGUCACGUGUUUGUCUGUCAUCGACCACGGCAGGUUCAAGAUAUUACAGCUAUGAUUGGCAAGGCUUUCAAGAUGGCAUUUGCCGCUUCAAGAAUGCCUUCCAAACCACCAGACAAUGAUCAAGAUGAAAAACAAACAAAAGCAGCUAGGAGAUGGGCCAAACACGAAGCGACCAGAGGGCAUGAAAGAUCAGAGCAUGCGGAAAAGGCUGCAGAACUGAAACGCAAAGAAAAGAAAGAGGCCACAAAACAUAACUCAUUUGGAAGCUUUACCGAUGGCAGCCCCGUCCUUCACAGAGCAGGGGUACAAAUGACAGGGCAUGGUCAAGCUAAUGAUGAUGUGGUGACAGACGCUUUGUCAGAUGCAAUAACUCCAAUGACCAUAUCUAGUCCUCGAUCUCGUAAAACGAGUGAUCCGCUACCGCCUCUACCCACAGAAAGAAUUCAGAGUCCUACACACCUGUCCAGAGACACUCUUUCUCGUAAGACAAGCGACCCUCUGCCCCUUCCACCGACUGUAGCCAAUCAAACGCCAGUUGCUGAUGGACAUCAAGGACGAAAUUCCAUAUCUCGCCAGAAAAGUGACCCACUGCCCCCUACACCAACGGAAGCCAUUCAGACACCAACCUCCGAUAAAAAUCAGCUGCAAGGCAAGCCACUUCCUCUGCGACCCUUGUCAGAGUUUGUCACUACCCCAAUAUCAGCUACAGCCAUCUCCGCGGAAGCACCAGCCCUUCCUUCCCGUGGCCAAGGUCAGCUCACUCCCCAGACAUCAUCAGCAAGUACAGAUGACGAGCAUGUGGUGGCUAUGCCAGACAGCAACACCAAGACAUUGCUAGGGAACAUGAGAGCAGAAACACCCACUAUGGUAGGUGGCGGCGCUAAGGUAGAAUACCUUGGAUCACCGAGUGAGGAAGAGGCAGUACAAAGACUUAAUGACCACCAGAAUGAAUAUUGGUACAUGCCAGGCAUUCCAAGAGAGUUCAUUAUGGAGAUGCUUCAAGCCUCCGAGGAAGGAUCAUUCUUUGUGCGUGACAGCCAGAGUAAACCAGGCUGUCACGCACUCACUGUUCGCGUGCCCACGGAGGUACACGCCAGCGGUUUCGGCAAUUACCUGAUUACGCCUAUACCAGAAGGCGUUAAGCUAGAGGGGUUCUCGCGCACAUUCACGGACUUGGUGUCCCUGAUCGAGUACUAUUCGUACCAUGCGGACGGUUUGCCGUGCAGGCUACUACUCGGCGGCUCCAACAUUCUUUGCAAUGAUGACGAGAAUAAUGAUUACAUUUAUAGUGUACCUUUGGACCCAGACUACAGACUGAUGUCUGAUUUCCACUCGAUGAUGGAGGAGCUAAAGUAAUACACACGUCGAGUUCUAUAUCAAACCGGUAGAGCACACGUCGAGUCCUUUAUUAAGCCAGUAUAAUAGCAUAUGCGAAGUCGAAAAUAGCGACGCGUAAAUUUUAAUUCGCGUGGCAGUUCCAAUGUUAAAAUAUCAAGCCGGUAUAGCACACGUCGAGUCCUUUAUUAAGCCAGUAUAAUAGCAUAUGAGAAGUCAAAAAUAGCGACGCGUAAAUUUUAAUUCGCGUGGAAGUUCCAAUGUUAAAAUAUGAUGUGAAGUGUAAAUGUGAAAGGAGAUAAAAUAAAAAUCUGGGUAACAGAA